Molecule: messenger RNA, 2695 nt
Organism: Cercocebus atys (sooty mangabey)
Lineage: Eukaryota; Metazoa; Chordata; Mammalia; Primates; Cercopithecidae
Gene: SH2D3A
Product: SH2 domain containing 3A
Exons: 9
Coding region: 266-2260 (664 amino acids)
Biological process (GO): small GTPase-mediated signal transduction; positive regulation of peptidyl-serine phosphorylation
Molecular function (GO): guanyl-nucleotide exchange factor activity; phosphotyrosine residue binding
Source: RefSeq, a predicted model, not a curated record
AGUUUGAGGCGGGGCCUGCAGGGGGCGGGGCCUGCAGGAGCCGUGGUCAGGUAACUGGGCUGGGUUCCCGCUAGGUGUGGUCUCGGAAGGCUGGGGCGGUGGCAACGUGGAGGGCGGGGGUGACAGCAGCCCCGAGCCGCAGAGCCUCAGCUUCCGCCUGGUCCCAGCCUCGUGGGAGCCCCGCGGGUCCUGCCUAGAUGUGGAAGACUGAGGCCUGUUGCAAGUGCAGAGCUCAGCCCUUGAACCCUCUGUCCCCAAGAGCUCCAUGCAGGUGCCACAGGAUGGAGAAGACCUUGCUGGCCAACCCUGGUACCACGGCCUCCUGUCCCGCCAGAAGGCUGAAGCUCUUCUUCAGCAAGAUGGCGACUUCCUGGUUCGUGCCUCUGGGUCUCGUGGGGGCCACCCCGUGAUCUCCUGCCGCUGGCGGGGCUCAGCCCUCCAUUUCGAGGUGUUCCGUGUGGCCCUGCGUCCCCGGCCAGGCCGACCCACAGCUCUCUUUCAACUGGAGGAUGAGCAGUUCCCCAGCAUGCCCGCUCUGGUUCACAGUUACGUGACAGGCAGGCGCCCACUGUCCCAGGCCACAGGGGCUGUGGUCUCCAGGCCUGUGACUUGGCAGAAGCCUCUGCGACGCAGCUUUAGCGAGGACACCCUGAUGGAUGGCCCAGCUCGGACACAGCCUCUCAGGGCAAGGAAGUGGAGCAACAGUCAGCCUGCAGAUUUGGCACAUAUGGGACAGUCAAGAGAAGACCCCACUGGGAUAGAAGCCUUCGCCAUGCCCGUAUCUGCCUUGCCCCGAACGGGCAGUGACCCCGUGUUGCUGAAGGCCCCUGCUCCCCUGGGAACUGUUGCCAACAGUCUCAGAGCCUCCGAUGGGCAGCUUCAAGCCAAGGCACCAGCGAAGCCUCCCCGGACACCCUCCUUCGAACUUCCUGAUGCCUCUGAACGUCCCGCAACGUACUGCGAGCUGGUGCCCCGAGUACCCUGUGUCCAGGGAACAUCCCUGAGCCAAAGCUGCCCAGAGCCAGAGGCCCCGUGGUGGGAGGCUGAGGAGGAUGAGGAGGAAGAGAACAGAUGUUUUACAAGACCACAGGCUGAGAUCUCUUUCUGCCCCCCUGAUACCCCCUCCUGCCUCCUGGGCCCCCAGAAUCGGCCCCUGGAACCCCAAGUCCUGCAUACUCUCCGUGGCCUGUUCCUGGAGCACCAUCCUGGGAGCACUGCCCUUCACCUGCUAUUGGUAGACUGCCAGGCCACAGGCCUCCUGGGAGUGACCAGGGAUCAGCGGGACAACAUGGGGGUCUCAUCUGGCCUGGAGCUGCUCACUCUUCCCCAUGGAUGUCGCUUGAGGUUGGAACUGCUGGAGAGGCAUGAGACACUGGCGCUGGCCGGGGCACUGGCAGUGCUGGGCUGCUCGGGGCCGCUGGAGGAGCGCGCAGCCGCACUGAGGGGCCUGGUAGAGCUGGCGCUGGCGCUGCGGCCAGGGGCAGCGGGGGACCUGCCCGGGCUGGCUGCGGUCAUGGGCGCCCUGCUCAUGCCCCAGGUUCGUGGGGAGCAGGGAGUGGAGGAAGCUGGAGUGCGGGUGACUGGGAAGACAGGAGAGGAGGCAUGCGCAGGUCUCUUCUCCCAGGUGUCCCGGUUGGAGCACACGUGGCGCCAGCUCCGAAGGAGCCACACGGAGGCUGCGCUGGCCUUUGAGCAGGAGCUGAAGCCGCUGAUGCGGGCUCUGGAUGAGGGCGCUGGACCCUGCGACCCCGGCGAGGUGGCGCUGCCGCACGUGGCACCCAUGGUGCGCCUGCUGGAGGGCGAGGAAGUCGCGGGGCCGCUGGAUGAGAGCUGCGAGCGGCUGCUGCGCACCCUGCACGGGGCGCGUCACAUGGCCCGGGACGCACCCAAAUUCCGCAAGGUGGCAGCCCAGCGCCUGCGAGGUGAGCGUUCCCUCUGCUCUGUACUGCAGACUUCAGAUCCGGCAAGUUCUGGCCGUACCCCCAGACCCAACCUGUCCCAGGAAGGGAGCCUCCCGCCACGCCUCCCGGAGCCCCACCCAAACUGGGACGUCUCCACUCCAGGAAGGUUCUCACCCCAAGCAAACGCUGCUUCCAGCGGAUUCCGGCCUAACCCAGAGCUGAGGGAGGCCCUGACCACCGGCUUCCUGCGGAGGCUGCUCUGGGGUAGCCGGGGCGCGGGAGCUCCGCGCGCUGAACGCUUUGAGAAGUUCCAGCGCGUCCUCGGCGUCCUGUCACAGCGCCUGGAGCCUGACAGCUGAGAGCGCAGACCCCUUUCUUCACACCCGGGACCCCCAGGUUUUUGAAGACCCCGGAAGAGACCAAAGGAGUCGUCCCAGGCUCCUCACGUCCUCAGGCGGAAACCUGCCCUGUGCCUCACAGCAGAGGUGGGGAGGGCAGUCAGGGUCAUCGGGGCAUAGUGAACAUGUGACCUGCAGAUCUGGCAUCAGAGGCCAGAGUUCAAAUGUGACUCCGCUUCUUAAAAGCUGUGAUUUCUAGCAGAUCACUUCACCUCUCUGUGUCUGCCUUUAACAAAAUCAUGGCUGUGCAGCAGCUCAGGCCUGUAAUCUCAGCACUUGGGGAGGCCGAGGCGGAAGGAAGGCUUGAGGCCAGGAGUUCAAGACCAGCCAGGGCAACAUGGUGAGACCUCAUCUCUACAAAAACUGAAAAAUAAAAAACUUUUACAAAAUGUAAAA